AGCUAGGAAAGCACAACAAGGCAGCGGUGCAGAUCAGGAUCAGGGAGGACAUGAAGAGAAUGGCGCAGCUGCCCAUGCUGAAAAACCUGCCGACCCUCAACACCUCGGGGGACAAGACAGGUCAGAGGGCAUUUGGUGUUUCCCUGAUUGAACUGAGCGAAUUAGGAUUGGUAAAUGACGGCGUGCCCUCGGUCCUGAGAGGCAUGGUGGAGUACCUGAGACAGCAUGUGUGGAGCAGCAUGGUGCAGUAUUUGCAGCAGUAUGAACAGAGGAAUCCAUUCCCGUUUGUAUGAUAGAGCAGCGUCUCUUAUCCAAACAUCUACAAAUAAUCUGUGGGCUGUAAUCAAAGAAACGCAUGUGACUCUUUAAUAAGUGUAAAUAAUAUAUUAAUCUGUCUGAUUUCAUUUUUUUUGUGUAUCCAUAUACAUUGUUGUACUUAAUUUUGUAUUUACUCAAAAUAAUAAAAACAUAU
This is a messenger RNA of Trichomycterus rosablanca, 472 nucleotides long. RefSeq names its product protein FAM13A-like. Lineage: Eukaryota; Metazoa; Chordata; Actinopteri; Siluriformes; Trichomycteridae. The record is from RefSeq and is a predicted model, not a curated record. The transcript has 3 exons. Bases 51 to 293 code for a protein of 80 amino acids.